GGAGCGGGCCGCCUCCCCUGCCCAGCCCUGCGCUCUUUGUGGCCGCCGUGCAGCCGGGCUGCGGGCUGCUCGUCGCGGAGGUCGGUGUGAGGAGGGGAGCGCGGCGUGGUGUAGCGCAGCCAUGGGGCUGCAGCCUCUGGAGUUCAGCGACUGCUACCUGGAUAGCCCCUGGUUCAGGGAACGGGUGCGAGCCCAUGAGGCCGAGCUGGAAAAGACCAAUAAGUUUAUCAAGGAUUUGCUCAAGGAUGGAAAAAACCUGAUCGCCGCCACCAAAAACCUUUCAGCAGCCCAGAGAAAAUUCGCCCAUUCUCUGAGAGACUUUAAAUUUGAAUUUAUUGGUGAUGCAGAGACAGAUGAUGAAAGAUACAUAGAUGCUUCUCUCCAUGAGUUUUCAAACUUCUUAAAAAAUUUGGAAGAGCAAAGAGAAAUUUUGGCGCUCAGUGUUACUGAAACUCUGAUCAAACCUUUGGAACGAUUUAGGAAAGAGCAGCUAGGAGCUGUAAAGGAGGAAAAGAAAAAGUUUGAUAAAGAGACAGAGAAGAACUACAGUUUGCUAGAAAAACAUUUGAAUUUAUCAGCUAAGAAGAAGGAGGUACAAUUACAAGAGGCGGAUAACCAAGUGGAACAGAAUAGAAAACACUUUUAUGAGCUCUCCCUCGAAUAUGUGUGCAAGUUGCAAGAGAUUCAGGAGCGGAAGAAAUUUGAGUGUGUGGAACCUGUGCUAUCAUUUUUUCAGGGUUUGUUCACUUUCUAUCAUCAGGGAUAUGAACUCGCUAAAGACUUCAGUCAUUACAAAAUGGCCCUGCAGAUAAAUAUACAAAAUACACGAAAUCGUUUUGAAGGAACAAGGUCAGAGGUAGAGGAACUCAUGAACAAGAUCAGAAGAAAUCCUCAGGAACACAAAAGAGCAAAUCACAACACAAUGGAAGGCUACCUCUAUGUACAGGAAAAAAGGCCUGCUCCCUUUGGUUCCAGUUGGGUGAAACACUACUGCACAUAUAGGAAAGAGACAAAGAAGUUCACCAUGAUUCCAUUUGAACAUAGAUCAGGAGGGAAAGUUGGCGAUGGGGAACUCUUCAUCCUUACAUACUGCACGAAAAGAAAUGUAGAUACUAUCGACCGGCGAUUCUGUUUUGACUUAGAAUCUUCAGACAGGCCUGGUGUCCCUGUGACCAUGCAAGCCUUUUCUGAGGAGGACAGGAAGCUGUGGAUGGAAGCUUUGGAUGGAAAAGAAGCUCUGUUCAUCAAUUUGAAUAAAGCAAAUGCAAAACAAGAGGGAAGUGCACAGUUGGAUAAGAUAGGGUUCACAGUCAUCAAAAAGUGCAUCAGUGCUGUUGAAACACGAGGUAUAAAUGACCAAGGAUUGUACAGAGUUGUGGGGGUGAGUUCAAAGGUCCAGAGACUUCUGAGUUUAUUGAUGGAUGCAAAAACCUGCAAUGAAGUUGACCUGGAAAACUCUGUAGACUGGGAAGUGAAGACAAUUACUAGUGCUUUGAAACAAUAUCUGCGAAGCCUUCCAGAGCCACUGAUGACUUAUGAGUUGCACGGAGAAUUCAUCAUUCCUGCCAAAAGCGGGAGUCCUGAAUCUCGAGUAAAUGCUGUUCACUUCUUGGUUCAUAAACUCCCAGAAAAAAAUAAAGAGAUGCUGGACAUUUUGGUGAAACAUUUAGCUAAUGUUUCAAAGCAUGCCAAGAGGAAUCUAAUGACUGUGGCAAAUCUGGGGGUGGUAUUUGGACCAACCUUAAUGAGGCCUCAGGAAGAAACUGUAGCAGCUAUCAUGGACCUGAAGUUUCAGAAUAUCGUUGUUGAAAUCCUCAUAGAAAACCAUGAGAAGAUUUUCAAAACCUUGCCUGAUGUCACUUUUCCUGAGUCAAUCUCAAUGUCAGUAUCUCCUCCAAAUGCCCCACCAAGGCAAUCCAGAAGACAGGGGCAACGUACUAAGAGGCCUCUGGCUGUGUACAAUCUUUGUCUUGAGCUGGAUGAUGCCGACAGUCACAGCUCUCCAAAAGAAGACACUCCAACUGGUAGCAUGGAUUCUCUUUCUUCCCAGUCUCCUACUCCUGUAUUGUCUGGUAGCCCUCCUGGGCUACUGGAUAGAAAUCACCUUAUUAUGGAUAGCGGAGAUCUUGCAGACUGGACAACAAAUCUUUCUGGUCAAAGCCGCUCGUCGAUGGUUUCAUGGAUGAACACCCCGUGCACCAACCCACUUGCUACCAACACCGCACCAUCUGCUUUCUCCUUCCCUCACCCUUCCACUGGAAGUGACAGAGCAGUGGAGAGCGUUGCCCACCGAAAAGCAAGAGCGGUUUAUCCAUGCGAAGCAGAACAUAGUUCUGAAUUAUCAUUUCAGACAGGAGCAAUUUUUGAAGAUGAGGGUUUGUGCAGCCUGUAAAUGCACCAGAGCCGUACACAGGGCUAUCGGGAAGCCUUCCAUGAAGUCGCACCUUGAUGGCUCAAUAUGCCUCAAGCAGAGUUCUCUCCAGCAGAAUUCAUCCACAUGCCUUCGUCUGCACUUGCAGUAACCACAGGUGAGCACCAAAUAAUACAUUUAAUUCUAUUGAGAUCUGCAGUUAAAAUGUUGUUUUAACACUUUGCCGGAUGGCAUGUUUUACCUACCAAACAUCUUUGAAAUGAAAAGGUAUUUUUCACUACUUUCUAUCUUAGCAAUACUUAUUGUACUUAAUAUAAAGUCCUGAUCUCUGUAGCUACCUGAGAGAAAGCAGUGUCCCAGCUUGAGGUCAGAGAAGAAGUUUCAUUUUGUUUUUAAGUAGCGAUAGCAUUAUCUUAUUUCUAGAACAGCAUAUGACAGAUACAUCUGCUUCCAAGCAGAUGGGCAAUUUUUCUGACAAUUCAGCAAACAGAAGGCAGGUGCAAGGAUUUUUGGCAAUGGAAAGUUUGUGUGACUUGUUACUAUUAAAAGAAACAAAAAGCAAAGUGCAGUUAGAUGGUGGUCUUGCAUCACAGCCUGAGCUUCAUGCUGAACUCUGUGAUAAAUAUUUCGGGGGUAGUACAGAACAAACCAGCAUAGCAAGAGUUGUGUUUCCCCCUUCUGACUUUCUUAACAUAAUUGGAGGAGGCCCAACUCUUGAGAAGGCGGUUUAUUAACUUGAGAAAGCUCGUGUACGUGGAGCAGUAACUCCAUAUUUCCACGAAGGAAAAAAACAACUCAUCAGUGGGGACAGCAGCCCUAGGAUAGCUCAAGCUGGAUGCCAGGCUUGCCCAGCCACUGAAGGUUGCGGGGUUUGCUUUGUUGUGCAGGAUGUGGUUGGUGUCAGUGUUGCCACUUUUUACUUGGGAAGUACAAGGACCCCAAUUAAUUAAGGGAACCAAACUCCUCAAUGUUGGACAUUUCUUAGUAUGCCCUGUCUGGCUGAAAUAGACAGAGCAGCAUAAAUGCAAAGCGUUAGCUGUAUGGGGACAGAUGUUACAUUGCACUGUUAGUUACUGUGUUGUUUGAUAUUGUUUCCAAAUGCACAGAAGUUUAUUUCUAAGGUUAUUGCUGCACCAGCAGCUAUUUGAGAUUAAAAUGCAAGAAGUACUUGCAAUCAAACCAGUUUAAUUCAGGUAUAUUUGUACAAUUUAUAUAUAUAUAUUAAAAAAAAAAAUAGGUACUUGCAGACAUUAACAUAAAGACCAAACAGUAUUUUCUAUUUAUUUAAAAAGCUUUAAACAUACAGAAGCAAACCCCCUAAUUAUAAAUGCAUCAUUAUGCAUAGAUGUUACUGUUUACACCAUACUGCUGGCUGCUUGUAUUUUUCCAUCCAGGAAUCUAGUUAAACUCCAAGAGUGCUUAAACAUUCCUCUGAGCUUCCUGGCCUCAGAUCUGCUUUGCUGUCUAUCUUAUCAAGUCAUUGACCUCCAGCUGAAAACAUUGCUCUAAAAAAAGAAAGUCAAAUCUUUAAUAAACAAUUAAAAGUGCAUUAACUGUAGAAUUGUUUUAAUUUCAUAAAUGCUUAAACAAGUCAGUGAAAAACACCACCCUGUGAAUUAGCUUUUUGCAUUACUGAUUGUAAAGUAUCGUUUUAAUAAGAUUUUGCUACUGCAAACUUUAGUCUAUUUUAUUUUGUGCAACCGGUCAGCUGCACAAUGUGUAGUAUUCCUGAAAUACCCACUGCAGUACAUUGACACUAUUUUACAUUGUUAACUGCAUAUACAAUGCUCUUGCUGUAUAUCCCCCUCCUUUCUUAAAACAAAAUAAUUUAGCUCAGUGAACAGGAGCCCACUCUUAAAGGAUGUUUUCGUUUGUUUUGUAUUUUGCAGGAGACAAAUGCCUAUUUCAUUCUAAACAAAUUCAACAUAACUUCAUGGUAGCUGAAAACCAAAGGUUUUGUUUUCUGCUCUACGCAGGUUUAGAUAAGAAAAAAACGUGAUGGCUAUUCUGCUUGUGUCCUUGCUAAGAGAAUACUGCCUCUUCCAACAUCUAUAUCCAAUUGUAUCUAUUACUUCAAUGAGCUCUGGCAAAAAAUAAUAAUCAAUGAAUGGUUUCAUAAACAACAGGUGAUUAAAGUAAAGGAUUUAUUAUAAUCUGCUUACAGUUGUUUGCAAAGACAGACAUACGUUUUUGCAUAAAGAUAUAAAUUGCUUUUUAAAACUAAUUUAGUGUGUUUAAUUAUAUGAAGUUUCUGUGAAUUAUGAAUUGUACCAAACCAAGAUUAAAAGUAAUAAGGUACAAAAAUAGGAGCAAACAGACAACAAUUUGGACUGGGACAGGCAUUUAACAGUGAAGUGUAGAAUAUGGCUUUGCUAUUUUAAUCAAGCAAAGUUACUCUGAGACAGAAAAGGAGGCAGUAACUUUGUUAAUAUAAAAAGCUGCUGCAGACUGUAUUCACCCAGAACCUGGCUUUGAAAUUUUCUAUUUUAGACUCAAAAAAAAAAUUAAUUAAAAAAAAGAGGGAAAAAAAAAAAAAAAAA
Coturnix japonica (Japanese quail) is the source of this 4911-nucleotide messenger RNA. RefSeq names its product Rho GTPase activating protein 10 (gene ARHGAP10). The record is from RefSeq and is a predicted model, not a curated record. Gene Ontology annotation, molecular function: protein binding; GTPase activator activity. Gene Ontology annotation, biological process: negative regulation of apoptotic process; signal transduction; cytoskeleton organization. Gene Ontology annotation, cellular component: cytoplasm; cytosol. Lineage: Eukaryota; Metazoa; Chordata; Aves; Galliformes; Phasianidae.